CUUGUUCAAAUUAACACAAUCAAAGUUCAUACCACAUCAAAAACGCGCGGUAGCCGGAGCUGUAUAUAAUUAUAAAAAUAUAUUUAUUAUAAUUCAGUAUACGAAUACAAUAAAUAGUAAUACAGUUUAUAUUACUAAGUGACCGGAGUGUUUUAUUAAAUUCGAAAAGUUUUCUUAGAGAAAGGGGGAACUUCAAAUAUAACAAUGGGAGAACUCGGACACAAACUCGGUUUGGACGAGCUUUCUGGCGGAGCUUUGGGCAUCAGCAAAGCAUUGCUCGCCGAAUUUAUCGGUAACCUGUUACUGAAUCUAUUCGGAUGUGGUGCGUGCAUCAACGUAACACAUGGCUCGGAGGCGGCUCCCAACAUCGUCCUCAUCGCUUUUAGCUUCGGUCUCGCUGUCUUUGCCGCUGUUUCUGCAAUAGGUCACAUUUCAGGCGGGCACAUAAACCCCGCAGUGACCGCGGGCAUGCUAUCCACCGGUCGUAUCAAGCUAGCCCGCGCUAUUCUCUAUAUCAUCGCUCAAUGCGCUGGAGCAGCCGCUGGUUCUGGUCUCCUCAAGGCCUUUACCCCGGAGAAAGUGGCGGGAAAACUUGGUGUAACUGGGUUGGGUACAGAUGUCACAUCCCUGCAAGGCUUUGGAAUUGAGUUUUUCUUGGGUUUCGUGCUCAUCUUCGUCGUGUUUGGGGUGUGCGACCCCAACAAGCCCGACAGCAAGGCCACGGCGCCCCUCGCUAUCGGCCUCACAGUGACAUUGGGACACCUUCUAGCCGUGGACUAUACGGGAUCCGCUAUGAACCCCGCAAGGUCAUUCGGUUCUGCGCUCGUUGCUAAUGAAUGGGCUGAUCAUUGGGUAUACUGGGCGGGUCCAGUAGCCGGUGGAGUUGCUGCGGCUCUGCUGUACGCGCACGGAUUCUCUGCUCCCCCCCAUGAGCCAGCACCACGCUACAGACCAGUUGCUGCUGAUGAGAAGGAGCUGAAGAGACUGGACGGCAAAGGCGAAGACAUGGCGUGAGUGCGCGCGCGCAGACUGUGGCCGCUCGAGCCCGUCUCGGUGCCCAGUGACACGCGCAAAUACAGAACAUACAAACAUUUCUACGAUCGAAAUCACGUGUAAUCAAAAUAUUAAAAAAAAAAUCCAGAGAUUUAUUUCCGAAAAAAAUAGAGAUCACUUUUUCCCAUAAUUUUGCUCAAAAAUACAAAAAAAUCUGACUAAAUCUCAUUAAAUAUAAUACUGCCACCGACAACGAUAAUUAUAUUUUAUUACGCUACAGUUUUGGUAUAUUUUUGGUACAAAAAUAUUACCCAAAAAAAUUUUCUGAAUAAAAAACUUUUUGAAAAAUUUUCUCCACUAAAUUUAGAAUUGUAGAGGCGAAAAAAUUUUUCUCGUGCACUAACUAUUUAAGAACAUCUUCCAGUUUAUUAAAUGUAAGAUUUUAUACUAUUUAAUUACGUAAUAAUUAAGGAAAUCAUAGUCGUUAUUUAUGUACUCAUUGUGUGCCGCUUGGGAGAGUGUUUGAGUUUUCAAUAUUUGGUGUGAGAUACAAUAUUAAGAAAACAGAAACAUAAUAUAAUAAGAUCGAAUAUGUUAUUCUAUUUCUUCAUUUCACCGCUGUUUUACAAUUUAUAUGCUAUAUUGUAACUUGUAAGCGAUUUGCAGUUGUGUUCAUUAUUCGUGUUUAUCUUGAUAAUAAAUAAAUAUUUUUUUUUUAA
Colias croceus (clouded yellow) is the source of this 1712-nucleotide messenger RNA. RefSeq names its product aquaporin AQPAe.a (gene Prip). The transcript has 7 exons. Gene Ontology annotation, cellular component: plasma membrane. Gene Ontology annotation, biological process: transmembrane transport. Gene Ontology annotation, molecular function: water channel activity. The record is from RefSeq and is a predicted model, not a curated record. The coding region runs from base 205 to 1014 and encodes 269 amino acids. NCBI's taxonomy places the organism in Eukaryota, Metazoa, Arthropoda, Insecta, Lepidoptera, Pieridae.